UUGCUUCUCUUCUCUCGCCCGACGUGUGGCGUCAACGCAGCCCACUUCUCAUUCCCGACUCACGGUCUGGCCCCUUCUUCGCCGACAACGCUCCAGCGACAUCCACUCUCUCAUCGACGACCGCCCAUCCCUACACACCUACUGCGACAACCUCAUCUAGCUAGGACGUCUUGUACGUUCCUUGUCAUCGCCAACCCCCAACCUGUCCACCGCGCCCGAUGAGUGACAGAAUGCGGCCGGAGGACUCUCAGUCUCGUCCCCAAAACGCAAACAGCCGAUCAUCACGACACUCCGACUCGGACCAAAAUCGCUCCUCUUCUGAACAGAUCCGUCCGUCAUCGUCCCUAUGGCCAGGCGCCGACCAAUCGCGGAAUUGCCGCUCCCCUCUUGAUCCGCUGAGCCCCGACGUAGCCGAUCGCGUCUUUCCCAUUCGCUCUGUCGUGUCCGUCGACCCCAACGCUACUCCGUCGCAUCGAUCAGACAACGGCAGCAAUAGUUACUUUACCCACCAAAAUCAACAAGGAAGAAGGUUCUCUGUCACGAGCGACUCGGAACGCAAGGGUCCUAAUGGCACACCAAAGACAAAGUCAACUUCCUCUACUGCUUCUCGCUCAGACAACCCUCAAGACCGCCACGUCUCGAAUCCUGCAAACCCACCGCACAGGCACCCUGCUCAGUUGUUCAACGAACUCGCUUCUAGCAGAGGCGAGGACGACAACGCGACCUUACGUUCUACCGACUCCAGGGACACUAGAGGCACUCGAUAUACCCGACCGUCAGAUCGCGCGGCGUCAAUAAAGAGUAUGGGUGCGGACGACAACGGUGCAGGCUUACUCACUGCUCGGUUCAAGCAUGUUGUGUCUGAGGGUGGCCAUGCUAUCAUCACGGGCAGAGACGGUGACACAUUGCAGCGCUGCGAAGAUGAGCCUAUUCAUAUUCCGGGUGCCGUCCAAGGCUUCGGUCUGCUGAUAGCCCUGGAAGAAGAGAGUGAGGGAAAGUUGAUUGUCCGAGUGGUCAGCGAAAACUCAAAGAGACUUAUUGGCUACACGCCAAAGCAAUUGUUUGCUCUCGACAGCUUUACCGAUAUUCUCUCCGAAGACCAAACCGACAACCUCUUGGACCAUGUCGACUUCAUCAGAGACGAGGAUGCUGACGUAAGUUCAAAUGGCCCCGAGGUCUUCACUAUGUCAAUACGCACUCCACAGCGAAAGCUCCAGAAGUUGUGGUGUGCUAUGCACAUCACCGACAAGAAUCCUGGCCUCAUCAUCUGCGAAUUCGAACUCGAAGACGACCCUGACUUCCCCUUGGUUCCUGCUAACGAAGGCACGCCCGACCUUCCUGAAGACACACUCAGCUCGAAUCCUUCAGCAGACGAGUUUGCUGAAAGUACGGAAAUUGCCAGCAAACCGCUUCGUGUGCUAAGAAGUGCCCGCAAACGCAAGGGAGAAGCCGCUGCUAUGGAGGUCUUCAACGUCAUGUCGCAGGUCCAAGAACAGCUUGCUUCCGCCCCCAACCUGGACAAAUUCCUCAAAAUUUUGGUCGGCGUUGUGAAAGAGUUGACUGGCUUCCAUCGUGUUAUGGUCUACCAAUUUGACGCUCAGUGGAACGGUCGUGUUGUGACCGAGCUUGUUGACCCGAGGGCCACCAAGGAUCUCUACAAGGGCUUGAAUUUUCCAGCCUCUGACAUUCCCAAGCAGGCGCGAGAGAUGUACAAGGUCAACAAGGUCCGCAUGUUGUACGACCGUGACCAUGAAACUGCUCGUCUGGUCUGCCGCACAAUUGAGGAUCUCGAAAAACCUCUGGACCUCACGUAUUCCUAUCUUCGAGCCAUGUCUCCCAUCCACAUCAAAUACCUCGCCAACAUGGCUGUGAGGUCGUCCAUGUCCAUCUCUAUUAAUGCAUUCGAUGAACUCUGGGGCUUGAUAUCCUGCCAUGCUUAUGGCUCGAGGGGAACCCGCGUCUCGUUUCCCAUUAGGAAAAUGUGCAGGCUCGUCGGCGAGACGGCUUCAAGGAACAUCGAGCGACUCUCCUAUGCUUCUCGUCUCCAGGCUCGCAAGCUUAUCAACACCGUCCCAACAUCGAAGAAUCCAUCCGGCUACAUUAUUGCGUCCUCUGAAGACCUUCUGAAACUGUUCGACGCUGAUUUCGGCAUGCUCUCUAUUCGAGACGAGACCAAAGUGCUUGGUCAAGUCGACGAAACCCAGGAAGCCUUGGCUCUGCUAGAGUAUUUGAGGUUGCGGAAGCUCACGUCUGUCACCGCCACUCAAGAUAUCAAGGAGGAGUUUCCUGAUUUACGUUAUCCACCCGGCUUCCAUCAUAUCGCUGGCCUGUUAGUUGUUCCCCUCUCUGCUGGAGGCAAUGACUUCAUCGUCUUCUUCCGCAGAGGUCAGCUUCGAGAGGUGAAGUGGGCUGGUAAUCCAUAUGAAAAGUUUGUCAAAGAGGGCACUGAAGGUUACCUCGAGCCCAGGAAAAGUUUCAAGACCUGGAGCGAAACAGUCGUUGGCAAAUGCCGCGAUUGGACAGAAGAGGAGAUCGAGACAGCUGCGGUCUUGUGCCUUGUGUACGGAAAAUUCAUCGAGGUCUGGCGUCAAAAGGAGGCUGCGCUCAAAAACAGCCAAUUGACGCGCCUACUCCUAGCCAACUCUGCACAUGAGGUACGCACGCCGCUCAAUGCUAUCAUCAAUUAUCUCGAGAUUGCCCUCGAGGGAAGUCUCGAUGACGAUACUCGGGAAAACUUGUCCAAGUCACACUCUGCGUCAAAGUCAUUGAUCUAUGUCAUAAACGAUCUGCUAGAUUUAACAAAGACCGAAGAGGGUGCCAGUCUUGCGAAGGAAGAGCCUUUCAACCUAUCAGCAACAUUGAAGGAAGCCACGGAUCAGUUCUCUGGUGAUGCGCGCCGGAAGAAACUCAGUUAUGAGCUAAUCGAGUAUCCCGGUUUUCCUACUACCGUCAUCGGAGACCAGAGAAGGGUUCGUCAAGCUAUAUCAAACGUCACAGCCAACGCCAUUCAGAAUACGAAAUCUGGCGGUAUCACUAUUGAGGCAUACGUGCUCUCUCGAGAAGAGAAUCACGUCGAAAUCGAGAUUGCCAUCACCGACACUGGAUGUGGCUUAAGCGCCAAAAGGUUGGACAGUUUGUUCAGAGAACUGGAGCAAGUGCAGAGCGAAGCACACGACAUGCUGGAUGAUGAGCCGGCCUUCAAUGCUAAGCAAGUCGAAUCUGGCUCGGAAGGUAGCCGCACGAUAGGUCUUGGCUUGGCCGUCGUUGCUCGCAUCGUACGCAAUAUGGGUGGACAAUUGAGGCUCAAGUCAGUCGAAAACAAGGGCUCUCGUUUCACCUUGCAACUUCCCUUCGAUGUGCCAGCCAACGAACAACAAAAGACGAUCGCUGGUUCGGCAUCCUCGGGCUCUCAACGCUCUGCACCCCUUUCAGCCAGUAACGAAGGCGAGAUCACACUUGUGGAGCGUGGACAAAGACGCAAUUCGACUGAGCACACGCUUUCUCGUAAGUCUAGCACCGAGAGCUUGCGCAGCAAGCACAGUCUGCCCAGCAUGAAAUCCGGACGUAGUGGAGCAAGUCAAGAAUCCAGUCGCAGUGAGGCGGACAGACUGAUAGACGCCAUACAAUCUCCUAUGGACGGUAAGCGUGGCGCUCUCUCUCGAGGCAGCUCCAGCGGGAUGCAUAGACCGGUGCUGGGUUCACGGCACAGCACAGCGCCAGUACCAAGCAGCACGCGGCCCCGAUCGCUGAGCUACGAAACCAAUUCACAGGAGCUUACUACAGAGGUGAACAGAAACCCACCAGGCAGAACCAGUGUCAUGGAUCAAGGAAGACCCAUCAAAGCGGUUCGUGUUCCUGAGGAGGUCGACGACGUCCCAGCUGCGGCUCAAGAUCAACCAGCGGAAUCAUCGCGUCUCCUUGACGAGCAUCAGCAGGAGCCGCCGGAAACGACAGAUGAAGCGCCUACGGCGGAUCACAUGCGCGUCCUGGUUGCAGAAGACGAUCCGGUCAACAGUAGGAUCAUCAAGAAGAGACUCGAGAAAAUGGGCCACGAGAUAUAUCUUACUUCAAAUGGCGAAGAAUGUUCAAGCAUUCACGGAGACAAAAGUGGCUUCUUUGAUGUCGUCCUGAUGGACAUGCAGAUGCCGAUCGUCGACGGACUGACAGCGACCAAAGUUAUUCGCUCAUUCGAGAAGUCACACCCCACACAUGUACUUUCGACACGGGCAUCGCUCAAUGGUCGAAUUCCGAUAAUUGCUGUUUCUGCUUCAUUACUAGAGAGAGAGCGCCAGAUGUACAUUGACGCUGGUUUUGAUGGUUGGAUCCUCAAGCCCAUCUCUUUCCCGCGACUUCAGGAGAUCAUGACCGGUAUCAUUGACAACAACGUUCGUCAACGGAACGUGUAUGAAUCCGGCGCGUGGGAACGAGGCGGUUGGUUCGAAGAAUUCCAGUCUGACGUCUGGGAAGCUGAGACUAAACCUGAUGACGACAAGAUCGCAAUGUCUGGACCCAGUGACGCUGUUCAGAAAGAGGCCGCUACUGAUGAUCCGCAAGAGAAGGGAGACGACGACGAUGACGACAGCAGACAGACCCAGGAGCAGCACAGAAUCGCCGCUGUACAAGAUCGCGACGGAGGAAUUGAGCCACCCCCAGGGUCACAGGACAAGGCCGACCCAGAUGUGAACGGGGAACUACAUGACUUCUGAGGCGGAUCUGGCACCAUGAUGCACAUAGGCUGCCCUUGCUCCUCCACCUUCAUCCCCUGGAAUGCUUUUUUAUUUUUCCUCACAAGGACACCCGAUAUAGCUCGGACUCUGAGCAUAUCGAGGCGUUGCAGGCGUUUAUGCGAUUAUGGGAGGUUGCAUACUUCCUAGGCCAAUGGGGCCGUCAGUCAACGCAGCACACAUCUUUUGUUUUGGAGGCUCCAUUUUGGAUGUUUCAUUUGCUUUUGGGAAGGAACGAAAUCGAGCGCGGUCCUGUCUUUGCAGCGUGCAUUUGUUUCACCUCCUCUUUUCCUUCGCUAUUCUCCCUUUUCUUCUUUCUGCGCUUUUGUUUCCGACAACUCAUGUGCGGUUUUUUCUCUUGCAGCCCUCAUACUCUCUCACGCAUCUCUACGAGGAACUCCGAAC
Molecule: messenger RNA, 5129 nt
Organism: Aureobasidium subglaciale EXF-2481
Lineage: Eukaryota; Fungi; Ascomycota; Dothideomycetes; Dothideales; Saccotheciaceae
Exons: 2
Coding region: 219-4706 (1495 amino acids)
Biological process (GO): phosphorelay signal transduction system; detection of visible light; regulation of DNA-templated transcription
Molecular function (GO): protein binding; phosphorelay sensor kinase activity
Source: RefSeq, a predicted model, not a curated record